Messenger RNA from Debaryomyces fabryi, 1023 nucleotides. It is a transcript of the gene SAM35, whose product is annotated as SAM complex subunit. NCBI's taxonomy places the organism in Eukaryota, Fungi, Ascomycota, Pichiomycetes, Serinales, Debaryomycetaceae. The coding region runs from base 1 to 1023 and encodes 340 amino acids. The record is from RefSeq and is a predicted model, not a curated record. The transcript has a single exon.
AUGUUUGAGGUGCCUGUACCUAUAAAGAAGGUGUUUGACACCUUUCCAUUGUACACAUAUAAUCCUAUUCCCAAUACCACGCCUUCUAAUAUUCAAUCUAUCGAAUCUAACAAGUUUUAUUUUACAUCCAGCAAUGACCAGGCCGAUGAGAGUGCAUGUUUUACUUUAGGAGUACAUAACAUAUAUCUGGUAACUACAGCUAAUGGAGAAAAGAAAAUACCCUCGGACCCUAUUUCCUUAGGGCAUUCAUUAAUUUUAUGUCAUAAAAAUGGCCUUCAGUUACCAACUUGUGGUGAUAAAACUGGUAAUAAAUCGAAGCAUUCAAUAAUGAAAUUAUCGUAUCAUGCAUCACCGGAUAAUCAAUUGCCAAUACUCAUUGAGGACGACCUCAAGUCACAAACCCGCAACAUAAGAUCUGCAUUAUCGAUGAAUCAAUCUGUUAAAGUGAAUAACAAAUUUUCUGAGAAUGCCCUGGCUCGUAUAAUUAACGAAUUAGUGGAUGCAGAGCUUGCUGAUUUAUGGAUAUUAUGUCUCUUGAGUGACUUACCGAGCUCUAAUCCUCUUGUAUUUAACAAAUUGUUCAGAUUAGACGAAGAAAUUACAAACUCAACUUUCACGAAUAAAAUCACAAUCAUGUCGAUUUUGAAUGAAAUACCUAAAUGGGGUUCAUUUAAAACAAGAUACUCUUAUUUAUUCGACCAUUCUAGAACUAAGUCGUUAAUUAAUAUGCCGCUGAGAUUACAAUCGGAGGACAUAUUGGAAGUGUUUGCUAAUACAAAUAAUGAAUCUAUCAGAAAGGCGUACAAUGACAAAUUGAAAGAAUUUGAAAUAAAUUUAGAAUUGCUAAUUGAUUACAUAGAAAACGAGUCAAGUGAUCAAAAGAAGAUUAUUGAGUUGAAGUUGGUUGGUUUUGUUAUCAUUAUUGAUUCAUUAUUGGAUAAUACCGAAUUACAUGCGGUUAUUUCCAAGGGCAAAUUUAGCUCUUUCGUUAAACUUUGUUACGAAAUUAUAGGUAAAUAUUAA